Molecule: messenger RNA, 2782 nt
Organism: Parathielavia appendiculata
Lineage: Eukaryota; Fungi; Ascomycota; Sordariomycetes; Sordariales; Chaetomiaceae
Exons: 10
Coding region: 416-2782 (788 amino acids)
Molecular function (GO): flavin adenine dinucleotide binding; oxidoreductase activity, acting on CH-OH group of donors
Source: RefSeq, a predicted model, not a curated record
GGGAACCUCACCUUGCCCUUGCUUCUCAAUUUAUUACCUGGUCCUGUUAAUAUGGUUCCGAGGCUGACACCAUGCCGAUCUCAUACGCUUGGGGUCGAGGCUAUACUCCGGGCCCUGCAGAUCAAUCUAUCCCCCACCCAUCAGCUUCAUGAAAUAGGCUGCUAUGCUUCCGCAGGAUCCAUCCUAUCGGUGACAAUACGUUGCCUCACCCGGGAGUGCCGUUCCGUGGGCUCAUUGACGAGAAUGCGGAGUGCAGGACGGGACGUGCCUGCCAGACACACGUCUGGGAAGGUACCAGGCGUUAUUUAUGCCUCGCCAGUUUCCUGUGAAGACCUAAUGGGUUGAGAGGGAAAUUUGUCUUUUUUGGCCCAGCCUGACUCCGAGCCAGCUUGUCAGCCCCAGCAGCAUUGGAGCCAUGAAGUUUCUACGCCGCGCUGGGACGACCGCACUCGCGGCGUCGUUGUGCCUGCAACAAUGCGUCGCCCAGAUGACCGAGGGUUCCUACACCGACGCUGAGAGCGGCAUCAAGCUGAAGACCUGGACUGCCACCGAUGGGACCCCUUUCACCUUUGGUCUGGCCCUACCCUCCGACGCUGUGACAAAGGAUGCCACCGAGUACAUUGGUCUCUUACGCUGCCAACUCGCCACCGACACGUCGCCCGGGUGGUGCGGCAUCUCCCACGGCCAGUCCGGCCAGAUGACCCAGGCGCUGCUGCUCGUUGCGUGGGCAUCCGGAGAAACCGUCUACACCUCGUUCCGCUACGCCACGGGCUACACGCUGCCGGAUGUCUACACCGGCGACGCCAAGCUGACGCAGAUCUCGUCCAACGUGACGGCCACCGGCUUCGAACUGCUCUACCGAUGCGAGAACUGCUUCGCCUGGAACCAGGGCGGCACCAGCGGAAGCGUUUCAACCAGCCAAGGGAACCUUGUCCUCGGUCGCGCUGCCGCGAGGGAUGGUCUUGAAAAUCCCACGUGCCCGGACGAGGCCACCUUCGGGUUCCACGACAGCGGCUUUGGACAAUGGGGGGCGCCGCUCGAGGGCGCUGCUCAGGCGUCGUAUGCGCAGUGGACUGCGUUGGCUACGACCGUGCCGGAGACCACCUGCGGCGGCACCGGCGGCCCGGGCGCGCAAUGCAUUCCUGCUCCCGAAACAACAUACGACUACAUUGUCGUCGGUGCCGGAGCCGGCGGAAUUCCCGUGGCCGAUCGCCUCAGUCAAGCGGGCCACAAGGUGCUGCUGAUCGAAAAAGGACCGCCUUCGACCGGCAGGUGGAACGGCACCAUGAGGCCCAAGUGGCUUGAGGGUACUGGGCUCACGCGCUUCGAUGUUCCGGGGCUGUGCAACCAGAUCUGGGUCGAUUCUGCCGGCAUUGCCUGCACCGAUACCGACCAGAUGGCAGGCUGCGUCCUGGGUGGUGGAACUGCCGUCAACGCCGGUCUCUGGUGGAAGCCCCCUGCUAAGGACUGGGAUUACAACUUCCCCAACGGCUGGAAAUCCAAGGACCUCGCCGAUGCGACAAGGCGCGUCUUCCAGCGCAUUCCGGGCACCUGGCACCCGUCCAUGGACGGGAAGCUCUACCGACAAGAAGGAUACGAGAUUCUCACCAGCGGGCUCUCCAAAUCCGGUUGGAAGUCGAUCGUUGCCAACGACGUGCCAAACCAGAAGAACCGCACCUUUUCCCACACCCACUUCAUGUUUGCGGGCGGCGAGAGAAACGGCCCGCUGGCGACGUACCUCGUUUCGGCUGACGCGCGGAGCAACUUUGAUCUGUGGACAAACACGGCUGUCAGAAGAGCCGUUCGUACUGGCAGCAAGGUGACCGGCGUUGAGCUGGAGUGCCUGAGCAAUGGCGGUCUCUCGGGGACCGUCAAGAUCAAACCCAAGGGCGGCGUCAUCUUCUCGGCUGGUGCUUUCGGCUCGGCCAAACUACUCCUCCGCAGCGGUAUCGGUCCCGAGGAUCAGCUCGAAGUUGUCGCGAGCUCCAAGGACGGCGCCACCUUCACACCCAAGGCUGAGUGGAUCAAGCUCCCUGUCGGCUACAACUUGAUCGACCAUCUCAACACCGACCUCAUCAUCACCCACCCGAACGUCGUCUUCUAUGACUUUUAUGAGGCAUGGAACACGCCCAACCCGAGCGACAAGGACUUGUACCUGAAGAAGAGGUCCGGUAUUCUUGCGCAGGCGGCGCCAAACAUCGGCCCAAUGAUGUGGGAGGAGGUCACCCCCUCGGACGGUAUUGUCCGGCAGUUCCAGUGGACUGCCCGAGUGGAAGGCGAUGGCCGGUUUACAAACGACACGACCCACGCCAUGACGCUCAGCCAGUACCUCGGCCGCGGCGUCGUAUCGCGCGGCCGCAUGACCAUCACCCCGGGCCUGGCAACGGCCGUGACGGAGCACCCGUACCUCCACAACGCCGGCGACAAGGAGGCUGUAAUCCAGGGCAUCAAGAACCUGCAAACUGCGCUAAACGUGAUUCCCAACAUCACCUGGGUCCUGCCCCCGCCUAGCGGCACGGUUGAGGACUACGUCAAUGGCCUCCUGGUUUCCCCUUCCAAUCGACGCUCCAACCACUGGAUGGGCACGGCCAAGCUGGGCACCGACGACGGGCGGACGGGCGGCACGUCGGUGGUGGACUUGAAUACUAAAGUGUAUGGGACGGACAACCUCUUUGUGGUGGAUGCGUCCAUCUUCCCGGGCAUGACGACAGGCAACCCGUCGGCCAUGAUCGUGAUCGCGGCGGAGCAGGCGGCGACCAGGAUUCUGAGGUUGAGGAAAUGA